Molecule: messenger RNA, 453 nt
Organism: Lathyrus oleraceus (garden pea)
Lineage: Eukaryota; Viridiplantae; Streptophyta; Magnoliopsida; Fabales; Fabaceae
Exons: 2
Coding region: 1-453 (150 amino acids)
Source: RefSeq, a predicted model, not a curated record
AUGUGUAUGGUUUGUAUUUUGUUGGAACAAGUUGACGUUAUUCUUGGAAUAAAUUGGUUGGAGUUAAACCAAGUGUUUACCAAUUGUUUUGAUAAGUUGGUGCAGUGUGCUGCUCAUUGCAAGUGCUCAGACGAUGAUAUCUACGACUUGCCUCUAGAGCGUGAAUUUGAAUUUGAUAGAGGUGAAGAGUUGACGUUUGUAUCAGCUAAGAAAGUGAGAGAAUACGUGAAGGAUAUGGAACAAUUGUUUGUGAUAUUAGCUUCGUUGGAAGCUAGAGGACAGGGAGUUGUUCGUGAUCUUCCUGGAGUGUGUGAAUUUCGUGAAGUGUUUCCUGAAGACAUCAUUGAUUUGCCUCCAGAGCGCAAAGUGGAUUUUUCUAUAGACUUAGUACCUGGUAUUAGUCCGGUGUCGAUGACUCCUUAUAUGGUGUCUACUUUAGAGUUGGGGAAUUGA